Molecule: messenger RNA, 602 nt
Organism: Paramuricea clavata
Lineage: Eukaryota; Metazoa; Cnidaria; Anthozoa; Malacalcyonacea; Plexauridae
Source: the annotation of a GenBank genome assembly
AUGAACAACUUCAGGCAAAAUAAUACUGCACGGCCACAAACUAAGUUAUGUUAUUCAUGUCAAAAGCCAGGACAUUUGGCAAAAUCCUGCCUCUUGGCUAAUCAACAACCAGUUAAUACUAAGCUCCAAGGUUAUGAUAAGAAUUGGCAAAUGGAUAGACACGUGACCAUUUGCUAUCGUUGUGGGAAUAGUGGCCAUAUUGCAAAGUUCUGUAAUGCCAAGUUGGAGGGAGGUCUGGGUUCUAGUAGAGAUGGUGAAAGCCCCAAGAAAAAUGAUUAAAAAAUCAGACUGUCUACCGUUUCUUCAGCGAGUAAGAAGAAAACCCUUAUGGUCGAGACUACUAUUAAUGGGAAAAACAAACUUUGUAUAGUUGACACUGGCGCAUCUAUUUCAUUAGUUAGUAAAGACCAGUGGCAACCUCUUAAACUGGAUGAUACCCCAUUAUUUCCAUCCGAUAUUGUUGCAGAAGCCGCUAACAAUUCUCCCAUUGGGAUUUUGGGCAAAACCACCUUGAAUGUGCAAUUUGAUGAAAACAACAAGUCAUCUCAUGACUUUUAUGUGGCUAAUGAAAUGGUGUCUGAAAUUAUUCUGGGUUUAGAUUG